Molecule: messenger RNA, 1548 nt
Organism: Sphenostylis stenocarpa
Lineage: Eukaryota; Viridiplantae; Streptophyta; Magnoliopsida; Fabales; Fabaceae
Source: the annotation of a GenBank genome assembly
AUGAAUUCGGAAACAAGAGGCAGAAAUAGCAAUUGUGAAAUGGAAGAAAGCGUGAAACUGGGGGUGCCUCCACUCACCGGACAACAACAAAGGCCAUCAUUAGCUCUAAUCACUUAUCUGUACAUUGCCCACUUCUUAGCAAGAUGGGGUACCAGAAUGUGGGAAUUCUCUGUUGGUUUAUACAUGAUCAAUAUUUGGCCAGAGUCAUUGCUGUAUGCAGCAAUAUAUGGUGCCGUUGAAUCUGCUUCCAUUGCAGUGUUUGGUCCCAUAAUUGGAAGAUGGGUUGAUAAGUUGUCUUCUGUUAAGGUUUUACAAUUUUGGUUGGUGACACAAAAUCUCUCUUUUAUUAUUGCCGGGGCUUCUGUAGUUGCCUUACUCAUCCACUCAUCUUUGAAGUUUACACAUUUCUCCAUUUUCAUGUUGCUGGUGUUGACAAUCAACGUCUGUGGUGGCAUUGGCGUGCUUUCAACUCUUGCGGGUACAAUCCUGAUUGAAAGGGAAUGGUUGUUAGUUAUAUCUGAAGGGCAACCUCCAGAAUUGCUUACAAAGAUGAACUCAGUUACAAGACGCAUUGAUCUAAGUUGCAAACUUCUUGCUCCUGUCAUCACGGGGUUCAUAAUAAGCUUUGUAUCACUUAAAGCAUCUGCUAUAACUUUAGCACUGUGGAAUACAGUCUCUGUUUGGGUGGAGUAUUGGCUUUUCACAUCUGUAUAUAAUGGGAUUCCUGCUUUGGGCCAAAGUAGCCAGAGGAGGAUGGCAAGACUUUUACAUUGUGAUCAGGAAAUGAGUAAUCGAACUUUGGAGGAAGAUAGCUUGCUUCCUGCUACUGGUGGUAGCUCAGAAUUGACAGAUAGAAAAUGUAGUAAAAAUAUUUCUGAGAAGAUUUCACAGAUUCCUUAUGUUGCUGCAUGGAGAGUUUACUUCCAGCAAGAAGUUGCACUUCCUGGACUAGCUCUGGGUUUGCUAUUUAUCACUGUACUAAGUUUUGGAACUUUGAUGACAGCUACUUUAGAAUGGGAAGGAAUACCUGCAUAUGUUAUUGGACUAGCUAGAGGAAUAAGUGCUGUGAUUGGAAUAGCUGCAACAAUUGUAUAUCCUGUGCUUCAGUCUCGUAUAUCAACAAUUAGAACUGGACUUUGGUCUAUAUGGUCUCAGUGGACUUGCCUCCUUCCAUGUGUAGCUGCAAUAUGGAUUCAAAGUAGCUUUCUAUCAUCAUAUAUUCUGAUGGGAAGUGUAGCCAUUUCUCGGCUUGGAUUGUGGAUGUUUGAUUUGUCUGUAGUUCAACAAAUGCAGGAUCUUGUUUCUGAAUCCGACCGUAUGAUUGUUGGAGGUGUUCAAAAUUCACUUCAGUCUUCGAUGGAAUUAUUGGCCUAUGUUAUGGGAAUUAUAAUAUCUGAUCCACGGGACUUCUGGGAAUUGGCUUUAAUAUCUUUUCUAGCAGUCACGUUAGCUGCGUUCCUCUACUCUAUCCACGCAUACCAUGUACGAAAGCACCUCUUCCACUCUGACCCAGUAUUGUGGGGUAAAUGUUUUGUGAGAGCAUCAUAA